AUGUGGUCCUGUUCGUUGCAGGAGAUUCAGCAGGCCAUAGACGCCUUCCCUGUUUCAGCAGAAGAGAUCGAACACACUGUCAUUAACUGCGAGCGCUGCCUCAGUGUCAUCUUCCCAAGAGCUAGAGAAGUGUUGACCACGCGUUCAGCACUGGAACUGCUGGCAGCGGCUAGCGGCAAACCACUGAAAGUGGCUAACUUCCAACUGAGCAUGCCACAUGUGGACGGGUGUCUACGAAAAGGGAUGCCGUUGCAGGCGGUGGCCGUGCAAUUACCAAAGAGCGAGCUGAAGUUUGUGGUGGACAGGAUCUCCAGGUGUCCGCUAGCUCCGAAAAUGACUGGCAAACCGCAAUAUCGACCUCGAAAAGUGGAGCUGGUCACCCAGCAGAAUCAUUUACAACAGGUUGUAGCGGUGCUUGGGAAGAUGGAACCCCUCGCUCUAUUCUCUGAAUGGUCUCCACCUCGCCAGCUUUCAGCGGAGAAAGUGUUUCCGAAGGAAGUGACUGCAAGCUCGGUUUUCGACGAGCAGCAUGCCGCCUCUAACAUUUCGACAGACGGAAUGUCGUAUGAAACUGUGGCAAUUGUUACGGAUCGCAUCACAGACAAUCGGAUACUUGUACCGAAGGGAACACUGUUAGCCUCUAUUAAAAUUACCAUGUUUUCUUCAGGUGUGGUUGGUGAAACGUUUGGUCUCGAGGCAAUUGUAUGCCAAGAAGCAGCGUUUAGCUCUGUGCACACGUCACCUGACGUGAUGCUGCGUAGUAUUCAGCAAUGGCUCUUUGAUGCUGCUGUUUCUUCGUUGCCUGAAAUCCGGGAUCUCGCGCUUCAAGCUCUGCAAAAGCUGCUGCUUGCAUCAGGUUCCCUUUGUGGGCUUCUCCAGCUGGCAACGUGCCUCGUGCUCAAUACACACGUCACAGCCACAACAGCUACUGCUGAUUUCGAUAGACAAGAUUAUGAUCGCCUGGACCUGCUUUCCGAGGACGGAAAGAAAUCUGCGCGCGUAUUUAUGAAAGAGCUGGCGACGUCAAUUCAGCGUAUUAUGAUCGGCAACCACUCGCAUGGUCGUGUUCUAGAUCAGCAGCUCAUAGAACAAGUGUUUUUGAUGCAUGAAGAGGGGGAUUCUUCACCAAACAAGGAGGCUACCAAUGCUGGCUUAUCAGCUUCUCUGGUGACGCUUCUGGUCGGGCGACACCAGUUCUUAAACUCUGUGGAGCGCAGAUCACAGCUGGGGAUGAUUAUUCUUCACAUGUUGAGUGAACUGUCGGCGUGGCAAAUGAAACGAAUGCAGAAGGCUGAAGAGUUGACCGGGAAAAAAGAGCUCGAGCUCAUGCAGUUGGAAGAACCUUUCUCGAUAGAGAUUUGUCCCGACUUUUUCGCUAUAUCUCACCGUCUACUUGUCAGCAUACUGUCGCGUUGGCUGUCCAGUGUCCAGGAUCAAGCUAAGAGUGAAGGAAAAGGAAGCGAUGCUGUGUCCAAUGGGGAUCACGGUACUGAAGACGUGUAUGAUGCGUUGGCUUCGUCGUGUGUGCGUUUUUGCUCCGAUGCUGAUCUGCUAGGGAGCCAGAGUGGUGUCGAUUCAUCCCUGGAACUACCCAACGGUGCAAGCUCGGGUCAUUCGAAGUUCUCUCCUGAUGGUCUAUGCGUUGCUGUGCUCGAAAUCAUAACCUCAAACCUUCGUCGUUUGGUUCUCUCGAGGAUUGACCCAUUUGAGAUUGGAAUUACGCCAGCUCUGGUCCGAAGUGAGAGCGAUUUACUGUUCGCGCCACCUGCGUUGAACCCCACCGUGACUUCACUUGAACAACUCAUCUCACUCGGUACCAAGCGGAGUGACGCAUUCUUUCCCGUAUCCUUGAAAGCUGCUGCUGCAAUGGAAGUUGGAACCGAAGCCUUUUAUCCCUCAUCACACCAGCGAACGAAAGUAUUGGCGUCUCGCAUGGGAAAGGGCGCGACAUUAGAAGCACAAGUGCGUUGGCCUGUUCAAGAGCGUGACCAAGAAGAUCCACGCUACGAGCGACUCAUUUUAAUGCUCCAGAUGGAGUGCAUUAAACUGGGCAUUCGACACGCGAUUCGAGGCAGCUGGUAUUUCUUCAUGCACUUGGUAGUGGAAGUGCCUUCAACUCGAGACACGGAGGAGGUGUUGACACAGCACUUUGCGUCGUGCAUUCAGCGUGCGGGCUUCUCGUCGUGGCAAGUAGCUGCAGGCGCUCAAGAGCUCUCAAUCAAUCUGCAGCGCCAUCUCCAUUGGAACCGCGUGGAGAAGAUGUCCCAGGACUCGGGAGCUGGCUGGAUUCGCGUGUACCCUGCUGACGUUGCUGCGUACGAUGAAGUGCUUACCGAUGUCGAGGGAUUUCUUGCAGAGCACGGGAAGUAUAAGACGACAAUGGCACGUCCCUAG
Messenger RNA from Phytophthora infestans T30-4, 2394 nucleotides. RefSeq lists its product as uncharacterized. The transcript has 7 exons. The record is from RefSeq and is a predicted model, not a curated record. The coding region runs from base 1 to 2394 and encodes 797 amino acids. NCBI's taxonomy places the organism in Eukaryota, Oomycota, Peronosporomycetes, Peronosporales, Peronosporaceae.